AAACACACAUUGGGAGUGGCUUCACGGCGUCGUGGCGCGAGACCUGCGGAAGAACGCUGCUACAUCGUAGUAAACGGCUUAACAACGAAAAUGCCGCGUUUAUAACAUGGCCAGCGAUUAUAGGUCUUACUUUAGUAUUUAAGAAUUUAAUAAUAGUGGUUUGAGAAGUUUCUAGCAUGUUAGAUUAAAGAAGGAACAUAGAAACAGAACAAUAACUGAGCUCGAUAUUGUUUUAGUGAUAGAUCAGCAGCGACACGUGGCCGUUUCCUCUAACCAAAAGGAGGGAUAAAAGAUUAUCGUCGUUGCUCUCCGUUACUUGCCUCUUUUUCUACCUCUUCGUUGACUACACCCGCUGCUUGCCAGAUGGAGAAGCAGCCCUUGCCAGCUGAUGAUGACAAGACAGAAGCCACAGAAGUUGAUGGGCUCACUGGAGAGAGCAGCCCGCAGGAGACGUCUGAGCCAGACGCCCGAGCCGGAUGGAACAGUAAAAUAGAGUACUUUUUGGCUCAAGUGGGAUUCAGCGUUGGACUCGGCAAUGUCUGGAGGUUUCCAUAUUUGUGUCACCAGAAUGGAGGAGGAGCCUUUCUCCUGCUGUACAUCCUGCUGAUGCUACUUGUGGGCAUCCCCUUGUUCUUCCUGGAGUUGGCAGCCGGUCAAGCCAUCCGACAGGGCAGCAUCGGAGUAUGGAAAUACAUCUCACCCAGGCUCUCCGGCAUUGGUUACUCCAGCUGUGUGGUUUGUUUCUUUGUGGCUCUCUACUAUAAUGUGAUCCUUGCAUGGAGUCUUUUCUAUCUCUGGAACUCAUUCCAGCACCCAUUACCUUGGGAGAAGUGCCCAGAAGAGGGGAAUGUAACAGUAAAGGAAUGUAACGAGAGCUCUCCCACGUCAUAUUUCUGGUACCGCAAAGCUCUGGAUAUCACAGAUUCAAUCGAUGAGACAGGCUCUUUCAACACUUACAUCGUCUGCUGUCUGCUGGCAGCCUGGACCGUCGUGUGUCUGGGGAUGUUCAAGGGUAUCAAGACGUCUGUAAAGGUGAUGUAUUUCUCUUCCAUCUUCCCAUACGUGGUGCUGUUCUGCUUUCUCAUCCGAGGGCUCCUGCUGGAUGGAGCCUUUGAAGGAAUCGGCUUCAUGUUCUACCCCAAGCUGAAAAUCUGGGCAGAUGUGCAGGUGUGGCGGCAGGCAGCUACGCAGGUUUUCUUUGCGCUGGGCCUUGGCUUUGGGUCCAUUAUCGCCUACUCUUCCUACAACCCCAGGAACAACAACUGCCACCGUGAUGCCUUCACCGUCUCCUUCAUAAACUUCCUCACAUCUGUGCUGGCUACUCUGGUGGUCUUUGCCGUGCUUGGUUUCCGAGCUAAAAACAAGGCCAUGGAGUGUGUAGCCAGCAACUUGAAAGACCUGUCAAAACACUUCCACGAAGGUCUUGUGCCCAAUAACGUGAUGCCACCGUUUAACUACUCUGAUCCCAAAUCUGUGGCUCUGAAGGACUACAGAGUCUGGGUCAAACAGUAUGGAUCUAUGGUGCCUGGCAAUUUAACAGACUGUGACCUGGAAAAAGAAAUGCAGAAGGGUGUGGAGGGAACAGGUCUAGCUUUCAUCGCCUUCACAGAGGCCAUGACCCUCCUGCCUGGCAGCCCUUUCUGGUCCGCCCUCUUCUUUCUCAUGCUACUCAAUCUUGGACUCAGCACUAUGUUUGGCACUAUGGAGGGCAUCCUCGCCCCCCUGAGUGAUCGCUUCAAAUGUCUGGCGAGGAACAAAACCAAGCUCACAAUUGCCAGCUGCAUCAUUGGCUUUCUGCUCGGCCUGCUCUUCACCCAGCGCUGCGGGAACUACUUUGUGAUGAUGUUCGAUGAUUACUCUGCCACACUGCCACUCAUCAUCGUGGUGGUUUUUGAGACUUUCAGUGUGUCUUGGUUGUAUGGAGCUGAUAGAUUCCUUAACGACAUUGAAGGAAUGCUGGGCUGGCGUCCCAGUGUUGUUUACAAAUACCUGUGGAAAUACAUUUGCCUGCUUGCUAUGCUUGGGCUGCUCGGAGCCACCACUAUCCGCAUGUUCCUGUCUCGCCCCACGUAUAUGUCAUGGAACCAGGAAAAGGCUUCUGAGGAGUAUUUGGAAUAUCCUGAUUGGGCUCUGGCUGUUUUGGCUUUAUUAAUCAUAUUUGCCACAUUGCCCGUGCCAGUGGGCUUCAUCCACGCUUUUCUACAAAAGAGAAACACACAAACUUCCAGGGAUGCAGAGAAUGGUCACUACAGGAUGGUUAACACUGAGGAAACUGCUAUGACCGACUUUUCAGCACUGGAACAUAGGAAUGGGGACGCUGCUCCGGUUUCCUAAACCCUCAACAAAUGGGCUGUAUUUAAGGAGAAGGAACUUAUCAGUGAUAUAUAAGCUGAUGUAUUAUAAAAGACACAGUUUGUUACUGAGCCUUGCGGUUACCUCACUUGUUCAAAAUGCGAAACACAUCUACAUAAUGCCAGCUGUUAAACUGCAUAUCCGUCAUGGCCUCUGUGAAGGCGAUGAAUUAGGCUACGUUCACACUGCAGGUCUUAAUGCUCAAUUCCGAUUUUUUGAUCAAAUCCGAUUUUUUUGUCUGCUUGUUCACACUACACAUAAAAUGCGACAUCAAACGCGCUCUAGUG
Molecule: messenger RNA, 2639 nt
Organism: Oreochromis aureus
Lineage: Eukaryota; Metazoa; Chordata; Actinopteri; Cichliformes; Cichlidae
Gene: slc6a16b
Product: solute carrier family 6 member 16b
Exons: 12
Coding region: 364-2334 (656 amino acids)
Biological process (GO): sodium ion transmembrane transport
Cellular component (GO): membrane
Source: RefSeq, a predicted model, not a curated record